UUUGAGCCAGUGACACGCGCCGUCAGUGUCUGUCUAACCUAGAUAAAUAGUUCAGAUACACGGACUAACAAGUGCUACAUUUUGUUUUGCUCAUAGAGUGCUGGAUAAGUCUAUUGUUCAUUUUCCUCUGUGGUGUAGUGUGCUAGAAUACACUGUGUAGGAUUGGAUACUUCUAUUAGGUGAACAUAUAAUUCAUAGUGGUGGAAUACAAAGCACAUACUAGUUCUAUUGGAUUCUCUAGAGCUUACAAUAGAUCGACACAGAGUAAGACAAUAGUCUAAAGGAACUGUGUCUCGUUAUUUCCUCCCCUUACUUCGCGUAGGAAGUCUCCUUUUGGAGUGAGUACAUCUACAGAGUGCAUGUUUCUUUGGUUUUCUAAACGACAGACUCAAGUCCUGAGUGGAUUAACCCUUCUCCUAUUUUCAAUCAUCUUUCCAUUGCUGUUAGCAUAGCUAGUAGCAUUGGGAGCAAUGAAAACUUGAGGAUAUAAGGUGGAUACAGAGCCUGCCAGAGACAGACGCCAUUCCUGUGACGUCAGAAGUGACGCUUGAGGAGCUACAAUGAGCUGUGCCACGGCCCAACAUCCAGUUGUUCUAGACAACAUAGUUUCAAUAAAUAACAAGAAACAAUUGGUGGAAGACUUGACUAGAAUAAGUGGGCCAGUUGAAUGGUCAUGCGAUACUCAAUCAGGAUCUGGUCUAGAAGAGGUUAAAAGUCAACUAGUCUCAUAUUCGGAGCAUUGCUGUCAAGUCGGUCAAGGUGAAGAUCGGUCACAGGGGUCAGCCAGUCUGGAGUCCAACCUGAGCGACCAUGAUGACGAGGACAGCGAAACAGAGAGCGCCAUCGCAACGAACUCGGCCAUGACCUUGCUGACCCCGGAGGAUAAUCAAGGUGGUGGAGACGAUAGCUCAGCUACAGCCGCCGUAGACUCCGACGACGACGAACUGAACUCAUCUAUCAAUCUAGACACUCUAGGAUCGAACAUUCUCUCCGAGGACAUUUCCCCUCCGUUACCGGAUAUCGAUAAUCCAGUUCCCUGCUUGAAACCAGUUCUCGAUAGCCAGGAUAUCCUGUCUGGACUAGAAAGAGAGAAGAGAUCCCCAAGCAGAUUCUCUGUGGAUGUAGAGUGCGAGUCCAUCGUCUCGGACUACUCUGAACUUGGCGGCCCACUCAAAGACAUUGAACGUGACGUGAACUUCGUGGACAAGGAUUUCCUCAGAACUGACGACGUCUUUGCAGUUCCGGUUCUGAGCUCGGCCUUCUGGGAACAAGAGGAACUGGAAAAAAGGGACGGCGAGACGGAGGAGGAUUUCGAGAGGCGAGUCCGAAAGGUCAACCUACUGAGCCUGGCUCAGGAGUUUGCCGAAUUAAAGAAGGUCGACUCUCAAGCGUGUGCGAUAAACUUUCACAAGAACCAGAGCGUGAGGAACUUGGCUCGAGGUGUCAGCCCGUUGAAUUCUAGAGGACAAUCUCUCGAGAGAGUUGGCAGGAGGACAGCGUCCAAAAGCCCCUUGCGCUGUAUUGGGAGGAGGUUAUCAAAAGAGCUUCCAGGGGAGGCUAGCAUGAACAAAACCUGUGCCGAGAACACACAUAACACCUCUUUGGAUUUACACGCUAAUUUACAAGGGAAGCCACUCGCCAACAUGGUCGUGCCCAAAGCAGACGAUCUUCCUGUGAACGAAGCCAGAAGGAGGGAUUCAAACUCGGACCUACCUGCCAACAUGCGCCCGGAUAGGUGCGCCAACUCCCCGAACCUCGGCCGCAGUGCAAAAAUGUCGGCCAGUAACAGAUCCAGGGAUGGAUCUGGAAGUAGAGUGGGGGUGGCUAAGAACCAGCAGACUCAGCAGAGCUCGGAUUGUGAGGGGGACUUUGAAGUAUACAACAUUGAGACCACGCUGCCACAGAUGAACUGGGAGCUACUGGAGAAACAACUACAAGCUGCAGCAGAGGAAGAGAAGCAGAGGCUAGAGUCUUGCAAGAAUGAAAGAGAAGAGAUCAGAAAGAGGCUGGCGAUGUCAACCGAAGAUGACAUCAGUUUUGGUGCUGAUGAGGACAGCAAUGAAACUUUGGAAACUUUAUCUCCAAGAAAACAAAGGCUACAGGCACGCCUCCAAGGGGCGCCCAGUGGGAUGCAGAUUUGCUUUAUGAAUGAUGAUGUCCCGGAUGACGACGACGAAGAUGAGCUUGAGAACAGUGCCAGUAACGAUCAAGAUGAUGAGGAACUCGGAAAGAUUAAAUCUGAGUCUGCUAUCCCGCCACCAAACCAUCCAUGUUUCCCUGGAGAAAUCCAAGCUUUUACCAACAGACAAACUCAACUUCAGUCAGAAGCCACACUGGCGCUUGCUCAGGCUUCCACAAUGGCCAGAAUGCAACUGGAGGUAGAAAAACAAGGCAAGAAGAAGUCACCAAUAGCUGAUAUGGUGGGCAUUCCAACUCUUGGUCAAGGGCGUAGGCUUCGUCUCACGAGAAGCAAACUAGUGGAGAUGAAUAUUGCUCAACUACAAGUCCUCGUCAAUGAUCUUCACUCUCAAAUAGAAUUGUUAAAUGAAGAUUUGGUUCAUUUAUUGAUAGAAAGAGAUGAUCUUCACAUGGAACAAGACUCAAUGUUAGUGGAUAUUGAAGAUUUAACCAGUCAUUGUCAUGACCCUAAAGCUACAAAUAACAACAAAAGUACUCAAAAUAAUAAUCGACCAGCCAAUAGAAGAGAUCGACACAAAUGAUGCCAACUUAGCAUGCCCACAAUAGAUGUAAUAUAAAUGAAUGUUUUAGCAGCUGGCCUGAGGAGCAGUCUUUUCUUUGUUGUAUUUAUUUUGACUAAAUAUAGAGCCUUUGUUGGUUUGAAAAGUCUGUUCAUUGAUUGACCAAUUCAGUCCUUGAGUCAAGUUGAUCAAAUAAAGCUUGCACUUUAAGAGAAAUUAAUCAGACAAAGUCAAAAAAAGUUGAAUGCUCUUCAAAAAUUUGUCUACAUAGAAAAAAUAUCAAAAUUCUAAAGUGAAUAAUUGGAAUGAGUUGAUCAAUUUGGAAAAAUGGAUCAAAGUGAAGCUGGUAAAAAUGGAUUUGGCCAAAAAUAAGAAAAAGGAUUGAUCGAAAUUGAGAAAAGGUGACAGUCAUGAAUGUCUGUCAGUUAACGUGAACAUUUCAUGACAUAAAAUUGAAGAAAGUUAGUCAAUGCUGGAAAAAGUUGGAUGCUGUGAAUGUUUUGUCGAAGUUGUCAAAAUUAAUACUCACUCCAUUUGUAUCACAAUUCUAUUUGAUUCAUUUGUUUCAUAUUAUUUAUAAUCAUUUUUUUUAUUCUAAUUAAAUCUGUUUAAAAAUGUAUGUUUGAUCUAGUUCAUAAUUAGAAGUUGUGAUAUUAUUUAACAAAGCUGAUGAGAAUGAAUUUUUAUGGACACCCAUACCUACACAAUGUGUACAAUCUAUGUGUUAUGCAGCUCUGUACUUAAUAUUUGCUUUCAACUUUUUUUUUGUUGAUAUAUAAAAUGUUGUUUUUUUUAUUCAAAACCCUUAGAACUUGAACAUGUGUGAUUACUUUAUGAUAAACUUGCUGUUGGGCUUCAGUGGCCAUAAGUGACAUGAUUACGUGUAAUUUGAUAGUUCCUGUUCUUAGCUUAAGCCAUUUCUUAAAUGUUAUUUUAAUAUUUUCAUCAUUUAGAUUAUCAUUUUGUUUGUAAUGCAAUAAGAUGCUUUUUUUUAAAACAAAAGCAAUAACAAUGUUGUAAUCAAGUGAGGGUUUAUCAUGUCUCAUAAUAUGAUACAAGCUUUAUGUAAUAUAUAAAGUUGUAAUUUAUCAUCAUUAUUUUUUAAAAAAUAUUUUUGAAAAUAGUUUUUUUUUUGUUUUUCAAUUUCUUUUAUGUAUUUGGUAUAGGGUAGUAUUUUAACAAUGUCCCUUUAAAAAAACAACAUUUUUUUUAAUCUGGCAUGGUGUUCUUUAUCAUCCUAGCUCAUGUCUCCUGACGUUAAUUGAACUUGGAACAUGAGGAAAUACAAACUACUCAUGAUUUUUUCUAGAAUUCUUGUCUCCUAUUUAUAGAUACAGUUCAUGGCAUAGACUAAAUAUAUUGGCUUGUGUUUCAAGCUCAAUCACAGGGAAAUCAAAACUCUACAUUGAAGGGAGUGUGCAAUGUAUUAUUUGAUUAUUGUUUUUCUUUAAACCUGUUUGGCAUACUCUUACGAUUGAAUGGCUGGAAAAUGUGACAAUUUUCUUCAAUGUGCAAUUUUCCAUUUUUUUUUAAGUAGCUUUUCUGUUUGUCAUCUUAUGUUUAUAACUAUGUCAUUACACUAGUGACAACAUUGGAAAUCCAUUUCAUUUUAAUAUUUUAUCUAAUUUUUUAAAAGAAUAAGCUUGUAUUUUAAAUGUAGACUAUAAUAACUUAGCAACUGUAAAAUUGUGUUUUUGAAAAGAGUAGAUUGAGUGAGGCCUAAAAAAAAAACCUUACAUGUUAUCUAGGUCAUGUUUUUAUUGCGUGUGCUUCAUGAAGAUAUGAUAAUGACAGAAAUUUUUAGUGUUUGAAAAACACAAAAACCUACAGACACAAGUCAAGCAGGUAUUAUCUUCUUUCUUCACAACAGACUAAAGAAAUAAUACCUUUUUCUCUUUCUAUCAAAUCCAAAGAUCAGGGAAAUUCUUUGGCAGUUGCAUGGGUAAGAGAAGUCCUUUUGUGAUCUAGUCAUUCCUAAAUAUAAAAUAGCCUGCAGUUGCUUUUUAUAUAGCAAAAUGUUUGUGUGCGUCAUGUUCUGAAAGGCUCAUUGAUGUGUAUAUAGCCAACAAUAAACUAGUGUAUGUACCAUUAGCAUAUUGUUGUAUUGUGUAUAUUGAAUAACUUGAAGCUCUUGUAAAAAUAUAUAUAUAUAACCUGUGUAAACGUUUUCAAACAAAGAAUUUAGCUUUUUAAAAAAAAACAAGGCUGAUUUUCUGGUAUUUUAUAAGCAACAAAUUUAUAAAAAUCUACUGAAGUUGUAUCUUUUUCUCUUUGGUAUAAAAAAAAAUCAUAGGUGGAGCUUUGAGUCUUUUUAAAAAUAAUUAAUUAGCAAAGACUUUGUAAACAAUCAGAAAAUUAUUUAGUGUGUGCAGUAAACAGACAUUUCCUUUACAAUUCUUUUCUACUUUAAUAAUUGUACCUCAGUUCCUGUUUAAUAAAUUUGCAUAAUCUAUAUCUCAAGAAGUUGUUUUCAUUUUGUUAAGCCAAUUAUAUUUGAAUGAAUUUGCAUUAAAGUGCUCACAACUAUGAAAAAACAACCAUG
Biomphalaria glabrata is the source of this 5241-nucleotide messenger RNA. Its product is annotated as schwannomin-interacting protein 1 homolog. The record is from RefSeq and is a predicted model, not a curated record. The transcript has 14 exons. Gene Ontology annotation, biological process: positive regulation of hippo signaling. NCBI's taxonomy places the organism in Eukaryota, Metazoa, Mollusca, Gastropoda, Planorbidae. The coding region runs from base 561 to 2720 and encodes 719 amino acids. Gene Ontology annotation, cellular component: plasma membrane; cell junction.